UUAGUUUCAAAAUGGCGAAUGUUCGUGAUAGCGAUACGUCCUUGUGGCUCCACAAUAAAUUAGGAACUUCUAAUGAUUCUUGGACUGGGGGCUCGAUAUGUUCCCAAUUGAAUGCCGAAGUAUUGAGGAAUAUCAAAGAUUGUUUUCCCGAUUUACAGACACAAGUCAAAUUAAAAUUAUUGCUAAGCUUUUUUCAUGUCCCGCGCAGAAAUGUUGAUGAGUGGAGAAAUGAAUUAGAAGACAUAUUAGAAAUCGCCACACUCGAUUCUGAAUUAUGGGUUGCCAUGUUAGCCGAAACUAUGAAAACUUUUCCAAGCACUGGUUCAUUGAACACGGAAAUUUCGGAGUACGAUGAAACUAGGCCAAUAUUUGCAGAACUUGUAAAUGAAUUAAAAAAAUUAGUAAAUCGACAAACAGAUAUUAAUAAUAUUCUUCCUUUGGAAUGUCAUUAUUUGAACAAGCCUGCCUUGAUCUCAGUGGUUGGUCAACAACAACCGCCUAUCAAACAUUUUACAUUGAAACGUAAACCAAAAAGUGCUGCAUUACGUGCAGAACUAUUACAAAAAUCAGCAGAUGCCGCAAGUUCUGUUAAAAAAGUUUCUGCUCCCACAGUACCUGUUAGAAGUCGAGGAAUGCCCAGGAAAAUGACUGAUACAACUCCAUUAAAAGGAAUUCCGAGCCGUGUGCCUACCGGUGGUUUCAGAUCACCCCCAACCAACAGUCUCUGCUUCAAGACCCCCAAUGGUAAACGCUGGAAGAAGGAUGGUGGUAUCAAAUUGUUAGAUAUACAGAACAGCCUUUAG
Molecule: messenger RNA, 803 nt
Organism: Ctenocephalides felis (cat flea)
Lineage: Eukaryota; Metazoa; Arthropoda; Insecta; Siphonaptera; Pulicidae
Product: negative elongation factor A-like
Exons: 5
Coding region: 12-803 (263 amino acids)
Biological process (GO): negative regulation of transcription elongation by RNA polymerase II
Cellular component (GO): NELF complex
Source: RefSeq, a predicted model, not a curated record